GCAACAUAAAAUCAUCGGGUGAUUCUUUUUCACAGGGAGAAAACCGCUUCUAAACUCUUCCACAUUCAGCUGAAAAUGCUGCUUGCUCUGGACUUCCCCCACAAGGCGUUGAUGAUUGAUGUUCUGGCAGUCUUAGGAGGUUUAACUGCGUCUCUCCACCUGCUGAAAUUCACCUGGAAAUGUUGCCGUGGAUUCAGACAGUACGUGUGGUCGUCGCGUUGUCAGGCGAACCUGCGGGCGUUUGGACAGUGGGCAGUUGUAACUGGUGCCACGUCUGGCAUUGGUAAAGCUUAUGCCACUGAGUUGGCACGUCGGGGUCUGGAUGUUGUUUUAAUAGGAAGGUCUUCCAAGAGGCUUCAAAAGGUUGCCGAAGAAAUCGAAAACAAGUACGGACGAAAGACUCACACCAUCAAAGUGGACUUCACAGAGGGUGGCAGCAUCUACUCAAAAAUAGCUAAGGAGCUCCAUGACCUGCAGAUUGGAAUUCUGGUUAACAACGUUGGAAUGAUCUGCAAUGAUCAUUUUGCCUAUUUUCUGGAAACGCCAAAUCCUGAACAGAAAAUCACUGAGAUCAUCAACUGUAACAUACUCUCUGUACCCCAGAUGACCAGGCUGGUUCUUCCUCCCAUGGUGCUCAGAGGCAGAGGAUUAAUCAUCAACAUCUCCUCUGAAAUGGGUCUCCGUCCACAUCCACUGGUGGCUCUUUAUUCGGCCACCAAGACAUUUUCGAUACAUUUCUCCCAGUGUUUACAUGCUGAGUACAAGUCAGAGGGAAUCACAGUCCAGUGUGUGACCCCAUUCAUGGUGUCCACCAACAUGACAAACAACAUGAAAGUCAACUUGUUUGUGAAGAGUGCUCCAGCGUUCGUCUAUGAUGCUUUGAACACUGUGGGUCACUCCACCUUCACCAGCGGCUGUCUGUCCCAUGCACUGCAGAGUGUGGCUUUCUCCAUUCUCGUGCCGGACUGGCUUCGGAUGUCGACAUUUUUCAUCCGGUGGCUGAGAAAACGUCCGAAAAUAGAAGCUGGUCGGAAAGAAGCGACUCAGGAAGAGGAGUGAAACUGGGCAAAAAAAUAACUGAAGGUUUAUUGUGUUUUAAAAGGUGACUGAAAUGACCGUUGACUUUUUGUUGUCCAACGCAGGCAUUAUAAGUCGUC
Messenger RNA from Xiphophorus maculatus (southern platyfish), 1157 nucleotides. Its product is annotated as very-long-chain 3-oxoacyl-CoA reductase-like. Gene Ontology annotation, cellular component: endoplasmic reticulum. Gene Ontology annotation, molecular function: oxidoreductase activity. Bases 76 to 1059 code for a protein of 327 amino acids. The record is from RefSeq and is a predicted model, not a curated record. NCBI's taxonomy places the organism in Eukaryota, Metazoa, Chordata, Actinopteri, Cyprinodontiformes, Poeciliidae. The transcript has 12 exons.